This is a messenger RNA of Monoraphidium neglectum, 2157 nucleotides long. RefSeq lists its product as hypothetical. The record is from RefSeq and is a predicted model, not a curated record. NCBI's taxonomy places the organism in Eukaryota, Viridiplantae, Chlorophyta, Chlorophyceae, Sphaeropleales, Selenastraceae. The coding region runs from base 1 to 2157 and encodes 718 amino acids. The transcript is spliced from 5 exons.
AUGUCGGCCCGCUUGGGCGCCGCAACCCGCCCGUCGCCACUGGCUGCCGCCGCCCGCCGCGGCGCUGUCGGCAGCCGCGCUGCCGCGCUCGACAUACGCUGCGCCAAGCAGCCGGCGGCAGCUGCCAGGCGGCGCGGCGGCAGCGGCGGCAGGGCGAAAGGGACGGGCAGCACCAAGAAGGGCUUUGCCAAGCCGGACGCACGUGCCGUGGCUGAGCCCUGGGAAGCGGACCUGCCGCCCUAUUACCGUGCAUACUACAAGGCCGGCUUUAAGCCGCCGCGCUUCAUUGGGCCCAUCGAGCUGACGAAGCACAGCGACGGCAGCGUGGACAUAUUGGCGAUCGACACCCUGGUCUCAAGCAUGCUUCUGGCCGUCGUGCCGCCGCUCGUGUUCCUGGAGGGCGCCUUUGAGCGCCCGCCCGCGGUCGAGGAGCUGCACGCCGCGCUGCUCGCGGGCGGCGCCGCCACGCCCGCCGGCGUCGCACGGGUGCUGCACCUGCUGCCGCGCGCGCCAGCUGACCCAGAGGCGGACGCCGCCGACGGCGACGGCAGCGCGGACGCGGCCGGCCCGGCAUCAGCCGUGGAGCCAGCGGCGGAGCGGAUCGGCGGCGGCGCCGCCGCCGUAGCGCCCGCGCCGGCCCUCGAGCCGACGCCCCUGGCGGCCACGAACGACAUUUUUGACCUGGACCCGAAAGUCUGGACGAUACGCGCCGCGCGGGGCGGCCUGCCGCUGAACGCGCCGCCGGCGGCGCUGCCGGAGACAGACGCCCUGCUGCGCACCCUCCAGGCGUCGUGCUAUUCUGAGGAAUUCCUGGACCCCGCGAGCUCGCAGCUGCGCCACGAGGCGCCCGUCGGCUUCUUGGGCGUGUGGCCCGAGCUGGCGGCGAUGAGCCACUCGUGCGCUCCCACCACGUCGGUGGCGGUGGUCGGUGGCGGCCACGCGUUUGUGCACGCGGCGCGGGACAUGGAGAUCGGGGACGCGCUGACCACCAACAAGAUCGGCAGGCGCGCGAGCAGCAGCAGGGGAAGGAAGCCGCUGGUGGUGGCAGAAAGGCUGCUGCAUCGGGCCGCGAUCCUCGGGCCCCUCGACGUGCGCCAGGCCGCAGUGCGCGCCCUCACCGGCCGCGGCUGCGGCUGCGCGCGCUGCGCCGCCGAGGCCACCCUGCCCGAGGCCCUGCGGCGCCAGCUGGCAGAGCUGCGGGAGCGGCUGGAGUCGGAGUGGACCGCGGCGCUGAACGCGGCGGCGGCGGCGGGCGACGAGGACGCGCUCGAUGCGCUCUGGGAGGACGUGACUCUGGACGUUGACUCGCUAUUUGAGGCGCUGGCGGCCGCAGACAUCAAGGGCGAGGACGCCGACCUCAUCGCCGCCGGCGCCUACGGCGCCGCCGAGCUGGCGUGGACCCUGGAGGAGCUGACUCAGCGCGAGCCCGACGUGUCCCGCCUGGCGACCGCCGUCCGCAUGCUGCGCGCGGCCGCGCCCGGCAGCGAGAGCCACGUGGCGGCUGCCCUGCAGCUGCACGCGCUGGCGGGCGCCAAGGUGGCGCAGCUGCUGCAGGCGGAGCGGGGGCGGCAAGGGCGGCGGACGGCGGCGGCGGAGAAGCGGCUUCUGGCCAAGGUGGUGGCCAGCAACGAGGAGGCGGAGGGGGCGCUUGUGGCCUUUUACGAGGCCGUUUACAUGCGGUACGGCUUUAUCCCGGAGGAGGGCCUGCUGCCGCAGCUGCAGUCGGCGCUGGAGCUCUUCUACGCCGGCCUGCGCCAGCUCGCGGCGGCCGGCGGCGGCGACGACGCCCCCACGGAGCGCGAGCUGCUGAUCGACGGCAUCCCCGUGACCGUGGUGGACCGCGUCGGCAUCGCGCCCGGCGACAGGGCCGCGGCGCCGCGGCCGGACUUCGAGAUGAGCGGCGGCGGCGGCGCCGCGGCGGCCCGCGGCGGGGUGCGGCUGAGCGUCGUGGAGGCGGGGGAGCGCGAGGUCAUCAGCAGCGGCGGCGGAGGGAUCGCGUUUGAGGGGGAGGCCGCGGCGCGGCCGCGCGGCGGCGUGGCGGUGGUGGAGCGGCCGGCGGCGGGCGCUGCGGCGGAGGGGUCCCUUCACGAGGACGGGCCGCUGCUGUUGGAAGAGUGCGGGGCGGAGGGCGGCCCCGAGUGCUACUUGGCCCCCUGA